AUGGCAAACGAUACAUCAACACCGCAAGGCUACGCCCCUUUUGACUUGUACCCUUACAAUCCAUCUCAAGCUCCAGCAUAUGCCUUCUUAGGCCUCUUUGCAGCGGUCGGUAUCGCGCACUUUAUUAUGAUGUUCCCUUAUCGAUCAGCCUUUCCAAUCCCCAUGAUCAUAGGAUGCGGCAUGGGGGCUACCGCCUAUUGGUUUCGAUCACGAUCUCACGACAAUCUCCGACAAACACUGCCUUUUCUAAUACAAAACCUACUCGUCCUUGUGGCACCACCAUUCCUCGCCGCCACCAUCUAUAUGUGUCUCGGUCGAAUCACGAGAGCUCUGAAGGCUCAAGAAACCUCCCUUAUAAGUUUGCGCUGGAACACCAAACUGUUCGUCUUGAUUGAUCUGAUCUGCUUUGUCACGCAGACUGCAGGUGCCAUCAUGUCAGGCAGUGAGGUCAUUGAAGAGGCGAAGCGAGGUCAGACCAUCAUCAUUGCCGGACUGGUUCUUCAGAUUCUUGCUUUUGCCUUGUUCAUAAUCUGCGUUCUCACUCUGCAGCUCAGGAUCCGCUCAAACCCGCCUGUCGAGUGUCUUGCAGGUGUUAUAACGCAUUAUCGCCGAUAUUUUAUCACGCUAUACUGCACGAGCGGCCUGUUUUUGAUACGCAAUUUGGUCAGGAUUGUUGAGUAUAAGCAAGGAGGUGACGGCCCUCUUUUGUCAAAUGAGGCUUUCCUAAAAUCUCGGCUCGGCUGCCAAACCUGCAAAAGAAGAAAGAUCAAGUGCGACGAAGUGAAACCGCAAUGCGGAAAAUGCAUCCAGUUUGGUGUCUGGUGCGACUUCUCUCCCCAAUUACCACCACCUCAGGCUUCUCCCAAUCCCCGAUCCGAAUCUCAACCUCGGGGUCCAGGACGUCCCAGAUCAGAUUGGGUAUCUUGGGCUGAUCAGAUUCGAUGCCACGCGGCUGAGUCUGCUAUAGAACGCUCCGAAUAUCUAAAUACUAUGGAUCUUGAGCUUUUCCACAAUUACAUGACCAAGACUGCAGACACCCUUCACGACGGGACCCAACCCGGUCUUUGGUCUGAAGGUGCUCCUCGAAUAGGUUUUCAGCACAACUGUAUACUGAAGCUUCUACUCUCGUUAUCAUCAUAUCAUCUGGCUAAACUCAAGCCUAUUGAGAAGUCGCGAUAUUUAUUAAUUGCGGAAACGCAUUUGACGACUGCGUUGCAGCCAGCGACGGUAUUGAUCAGCCGCCUUGGUGGAGAUAAUAGCCCGGCGGCUUAUCUGACAUCCGUCCUGAUAUGCUUUGUGGCUCUUGCCAAAGGCCCGAGCCCUGGGAAUCUCCUUCUGACCAAUAUCGAAGGGCACGUUUCAUGGCUCCAUCUCCUUCGGGGUGUACGUUCAGUUGUUGAAGUAGCAGGCUGGCCGGCAAUAUUCUCAGGCAUACUGGCAGAAUAUGCUCCAGUACCAAGCGGCGAUAUAUCAGGAGACAGCACCCCGACCGACACGGCCGAGGGCAUCGAAGACUGGCGCUCAUCCUUGAUCAAUAUCUCGCAUGCAAUCACUGGAACUACCGAGGAGAAGCUCAAAAACGCCUACGAACAUGAGCUGGAAGUGCUUGAGAGCUGUUUUGAAAGGACGCUUGGCAAUGGGCAACACGCUGCUUUGGAUGCAGUUGGCAAACUUGAAGAUGUUAUAUGCUGGAUUUACCAGCUUGGGGACGAUUACAUGGAAGGGUUGCGUCAAAGAGACCUAAUCCCGAUGGUCAUCUUGGGACAUUUCUGCGUGUUACUUUGGACAGUUGAGUUCCGGCAUUGGUUCAUACAUGAUUGGGCAUCCCAUAUCAUAAAAGAGAUCCUCGCUAUUACAGAAGAUUCUCGUCAGUGGCUCUCUUGGCCAAUCUCAUAUCUCAAGUUACAAGAAUAG
Fusarium coffeatum is the source of this 1914-nucleotide messenger RNA. RefSeq lists its product as uncharacterized. Lineage: Eukaryota; Fungi; Ascomycota; Sordariomycetes; Hypocreales; Nectriaceae. Bases 1 to 1914 code for a protein of 637 amino acids. The record is from RefSeq and is a predicted model, not a curated record. Gene Ontology annotation, molecular function: DNA-binding transcription factor activity, RNA polymerase II-specific; zinc ion binding. The transcript is spliced from 4 exons. Gene Ontology annotation, cellular component: membrane. Gene Ontology annotation, biological process: regulation of DNA-templated transcription.